UGAUCAUGACACUGUCUACGAUUGGUACAUUUAGUUGAACUAUUUCAAAUUAGUUAAAAAGAAAACAAAAAAGUGUGGUAAAAUUCUUGUAGAUUGCAUGAAAAAUUAAACACUAAAAAAAGCUAAAUUUACGUGCUGGUAUUUGUUCAGUGUUAUUCUCCUAAUGUUCCAUUUUCCCUAUUGUAAUUAUUGUAGGACCCUGUUUGCACUUCCUUUGCGUUUUUAUUCGACUCGUAAAAAUUCUAACCUAGAACAAAUUUUAAUAUCCAUGCCUAAAGAUCCCAAGCAUAUUUCAGAAGCCCAAAAACAGCGAAAGAAAAUCAAAGAAAAGCUUGCUAAAUAUGUUCCUGGUAGAGUUACAUUGCAAGUGCUUGGCACGGGUGCUCCUGGUGCACCAAGAAGCUUGUAUGUUUUCUCGGAUCAGUCCAGAUAUUUGUUCAAUUGUGGGGAAGGCACUCAAAGACUAGCCCACGAACAUAAAAUGAAAUUGUCUAAAUUAGAACAUAUUUUUGUAACUCAGCCACUUUGGCGAAAUAUUGGGGGAUUACCAGGCGUAGCAUUAACUAUACAAGAUGUAGGUGUCCCACAGAUUACGUUACAUGGUCCACAAGGACUGGAAGAAAUUUUCACAGCUACACGCCGAUUUGUCAUCAUCAGGGAUUUACAAAUAGAUGUUGCAGAUACUAACGGAACAAACAUUUUUGAAGAUAGUGUGAUGGCUGUCCAGUAUGUGCCACUGUUGAGAUAUAUUGAAGAUGACAUGCAGGAUGGUGUAAGUGACCUUCCAACUAUAGGGGAAAGUAUUGAGGAAAAUUCAGAUAAUCAUAAGAGUGUUCAAAUGGGAUCACAUGAAAUGAGUGAAGCGAGUACAUCGACAAGAAGUAGAAGAAGUAGACGAAGAAGUAGGUCUAGACAAAGAUCACCUCGUCAUAAUUCUGCUCAAGACUUCGAGGAUGACGAUACUGAUUAUUAUGCACACGAACGUAAGAGACAUAGAAGUAGGGAUAGGAGACGUUCCCGGUCCAGAUCCUCGUCAGCAAAUAGACCUGCAUCGCCAAUCAAGAAAUUAAGCGACAUUUCGCGAAAGUUACAAGAAACUAAAGAAGAAGGCAUUUCUAUGGCUUAUAUUUGUCGAUUGAAACCUCGACCUGGUGCUUUGUGUUUGGAAAAGUGCGUACAAUAUGGUGUUCCUGCAGGUCCAUUAUUAGGAAAGCUUAAAUCAGGAAACGAUGUUCUGCUUGAGGACGGUACUUUAGUCAGAUCUGUUGACGUUUGUGAACCAAACGAUCCUGGUCCUAUCUUUAUAGUUAUAGAUUGUCCAUCAGAAGAUUAUAUAGAUUCCUUACUUAAUAACGAUCGAUUUAGAAAACAUCAGGCUCAAGCAACCUGUGAUGAAGAUGUUGCUUAUUUGGUGGUUCAUUUUACGCCUAAAAAUGUAAUGGAAAAUCCUAGAUAUCAAUAUUGGAUGGAACAAUUUACGCCCAGUACGUUCCAUUUAGCCAUGAACGAUUUAAAUACAUGUAUGGGCAGUAUUUCAGUGCAUCGUAUUCAGUACAAACUUAACUUACUGUCCAAUAGAAUAUUUCCGUUGUUAGGUGACAGGGGCACAGAAUGCAUUCAGGAAGAAAACAUUUCUGAAGGAAAUUCUUCAAUUAAGAGAAUGAAAGUGGAAAACGGCGUAAAUAGUGUAAACAAUGAAGGAAAAACUCCUCCACUUAUUACUGCUGAUUCUUUGGAAAAGUUAUCUGUAAAGUCAGUACCUCCUUCACCAACUCCUUCGUCCGUAAUAAGCCCUUUUACAUUUUUUAAUAUGCACUUGAGACCUAGGAAAGGUAUUGAUAGAUCUGGUGAAAUAAAGUUAACACCUGAGCAAUAUAUAGAGGAAUGUAUGGCAGCUGAUGGCUUUUCUGAAGCUUUAAAUGAAUUACAGAAUAAACUUCUUAAAGAGUACAAAAACAUUACCAUAGCACCAUAUCCGAAAAUUAUAUUUCUUGGUACUGGUUCUUGCAUUCCUAAUAAGACUAGAAAUACUAGUGGAAUCUUAUUGCAAAUAAACGAGUAUUUGAAUGUACUUUUGGAUUGCGGUGAAGGCACAUACGGGCAGAUUGUAAGGUUUUUUGGAAAAGAGAAAGCAGACGUCAUUGUAGCGAAUACGCGGGCGGUGUACAUAUCACAUCUGCACGCGGAUCACCACAUCGGUCUUAUAGGUUUUCUUCAAGGACGUAAAAGGGCUCUUUGUAAUAUCAAAACAGAUGAAAAUCCGAUAUUUUUAUUAGCACCUCGUCAAAUAAUUCCCUGGUUGACGUUUUAUGACAAAUGUUUCGAAAACAUCAACACUGACUAUGAGAUAGUGCCUAAUAACGAAUUGUUGUUUGAAGAUCACCGAUUAUCUCCCAGUAUAGAAAAUCGUCUUCUGAGCACAUUGAAUAUGUCGACGAUAACCACGUGCUUCGUUCGACAUUGUCCUAACGCGUUUGGGGUCUCAUUCCAACUCUCCAGCGGCAAGAAGAUAACAUAUUCUGGAGAUACUAUGCCAAGCAACAAUUUAAUAAAAAUUGGAAUGAAUUCAGACUUGUUGAUACAUGAAGCGACGAUGGAAGACGAAUUGGCCGAAGAGGCUGUUUUUAAGAUGCAUUCUACAACAUCCCAAGCUAUCUCAAUAGGAGAAGAAAUGCAAGCCAAAUUCAUAAUGUUAACUCAUUUCAGUCAGAGAUACGCAAAAUUGCCAAGAUUUAAUGAAAAUAUUACAAGUAAUGUUGGAAUUGCUUUCGAUAAUAUGCAGGUUUGUCUCGAUGAACUUCCCCUUUUACAUCAUUUUUAUCCUAUACUAAGGAUGAUGUUCGCAGAACAUUGCGAAGAAUUGGAAAAUAAGGCUGUGAAAAGACAAUUAAGAAUGGAAAGGAAGAGAGAUGCAUCCAGGAAUCGAUCUAAUUCGCCUGAAAAAGUUCGCGAACUUUCGCCACAACAGACUACCAGUAAAAAUGCCUAAUAUAUAUUUGUUAUAACUGACGUUUUUCAAUAAAAUAUUUAUUUAU
This is a messenger RNA of Agrilus planipennis (emerald ash borer), 3035 nucleotides long. Its product is annotated as ribonuclease Z, mitochondrial. Gene Ontology annotation, cellular component: mitochondrion. The record is from RefSeq and is a predicted model, not a curated record. The coding region runs from base 164 to 2989 and encodes 941 amino acids. Gene Ontology annotation, biological process: mitochondrial tRNA 3'-end processing. The transcript has 13 exons. Gene Ontology annotation, molecular function: 3'-tRNA processing endoribonuclease activity. Lineage: Eukaryota; Metazoa; Arthropoda; Insecta; Coleoptera; Buprestidae.